Trichobilharzia regenti is the source of this 1008-nucleotide messenger RNA. Lineage: Eukaryota; Metazoa; Platyhelminthes; Trematoda; Strigeidida; Schistosomatidae. The record is from the annotation of a GenBank genome assembly.
UGUCGAAAACAGACAGACAGACAGUGUCACUCAAUGGUCUCCUCAGUGCAUAUAUCCAAUCCACCCAUCUCCAUUCCCUUUUGUUUAUUUGUUGGUUGGUUCGUUGCUGACCAAAAUUCCUUGUUGCUAAUUCUUUCUGGUCGGCCAUCUGAUUUUCUAUAUGGAGCGAUGGAGACAGCUGUUUUUGCUGAUGAAAGUAUGCAGUUACUUAUUGGCAAUGCCUUGAAAGAAGUCCCCCUCAGUUCCCCCAAACUAUAUGAAAGCACUGACUCGAUAUUAAUGUUGAAGAUCCGGUUGUUGUUGCUGUUCAAGUUAGAACACGAAUCGAUAUUCCGCCACUCACACAGAAUCCAACGGCCGCCAGUCCAUGAAUUUCAACUUCUGUCAGUUCGCGAUAUUUGGCACUACCACCGUCAGCCAAUGUCCUCACACCUUCUUGGUGGUGGUUGAUUAGCUGAUGUCAGACUUGAAACCAAUCAAAUAUACUCUGCUUUAGGCCAACACUUAGAAAUGAAUAUAAUGGUCAAUAUACUGACUGACUACCUGAUUACAGGAUGAAAUGCCUGAAAUGCUCUAGUCUGAGUUGUGACCAGUGGCGUUCACCAAGUAGAGCGGGGCGUCUAGACAAAUACUCAUCGAUGAAAUUGGCUUGUAUUGGUGGGUGGCUGUAUGCAUCUUGUGAAUCAGCAGAAGCUGAAAUUCACUAGCUAGUUAUUGGAUCUUGUCCUAACGUUUGCUGAAUGGUCAGCGAGCUCACAAUGGAACUUGGGGAUCCUCGUUUCAAUCUGUGUCAGUGGAGUCAUGGGUGCUUACUGUUGUGGAGCCAGUCACAAACUAGGACAAAACAACUGUACUACCUGUGCGUAGGUGGCUCAGCGGUGGAAUGCUCGCCGAUCACGCAUGUGGUCCGGUUUUUGAUCCCUAGCAGACGCACUCCUUUACCUCACUAAGAGUGGUAAGGAGGGAAGGUUGGGUAUGAGGCUAGCAACCUUAUCCCGUAUAAAGAAA